This is a messenger RNA of Acanthopagrus latus (yellowfin seabream), 3210 nucleotides long. It is a transcript of the gene dnai1.2, whose product is annotated as dynein, axonemal, intermediate chain 1, paralog 2. Bases 144 to 2252 code for a protein of 702 amino acids. Gene Ontology annotation, molecular function: dynein light chain binding; dynein heavy chain binding. Lineage: Eukaryota; Metazoa; Chordata; Actinopteri; Spariformes; Sparidae. Gene Ontology annotation, cellular component: outer dynein arm. The transcript has 21 exons. Gene Ontology annotation, biological process: cilium movement; outer dynein arm assembly. The record is from RefSeq and is a predicted model, not a curated record.
GCCCUGGCAACCCAUAUACAGCAGCAGGCAGCUGCUGAGGAGCGAGUUCUCUAUGCGUUUGACGAUUCAAAAGUUUUAUCACUUAAAGUUGUUGUGCUGUUUUUGACAGGACUAAAUACCGACACUGUUGGACUGUUUUCACAAUGCCACCGCCUAACAAUAACGUUGCAACACUUGGGAGAAAGGGCUCGGUUGUUCAGAAGGCGCCUGGUGCGAAGCCAACCAAAGCUGCGAAUAAGAAAAAGGAUGAGGAAGAGGGUGUGGAUGUUGGAGAUGGAUGGGAUGACUGGACUCAUGGGAAAGCACUUAUUAAGCCUCAAGAUCAACUGGAGCUUACUGAAGCUGAGCUGAAAGAGGAAAUCACCAGGAUCCUGACUGCAAACAACCCACAUGCCCCCCAAAAUAUUGUGCGCUAUAGCUUCAAGGAACGUUCCUUCAAGUCUACAAGUGUUGUGGAUCAGAUGGCUGUUCACUUCGUGUUGGAGGGCAGCCUCCUGCAUCAAGACUCUGAUGAAGCUCGUAGACUGAGGGCCAAGGAGGGUCUCUCUGAGGAGACUGCAACAGUCGACACUGGAACAGAGCCUGAUGAGGAGAAACCAGAAACCCCGGCAACACCUGUAGAGGAUGGAGGGGAGGUGGAGGAAGCUGGAGAAGAGGAUAGACCAGACAGUGCUGCCUCCAAAACUGACAAGAAGGAGCCAAAAAUUACUAACCAGUUCAACUUCAGUGAGAGGGCCUCCCAGACUCUCAAUAACCCACUAAGGGAGAGAAGCUGCCAGACUGAACCUCCCCCACGCAACAUCUUCUCUGCCACCGCUAGUCAGUGGGAGAUAUAUGACGCGUACGUGGAGGAGCUGCAGAAGCAAGAAAAGAAUAAAGAGAAGCAGAAAGCGGCACCAUCAAAGAAAGAUAGUGACAAAAGCAAGAAGAAGACGAUGCUGACGGAGGCUCAGAUGGAUGACAUGAGCAAAAUGGGCAAGUUGUCGAAGAAGUCAACUAUCCUAGAACGAAUGGUCAAUCAGAAUACAUUUGAUGAUGUAGCACAAGAUUUCAAAUACUUUGAGGAUGCGUCUGAUGAGUUCAGGGACAAGGAGGGCACCCUUCUCCCUUUGUGGAAGUUCCAUUAUGACAAAGCCAAAAGACUGUCUGUCACUGCCCUCUGCUGGAAUAAGAAAUAUCAGGACCUAUUUGCUGUUGGAAUGGGAUCCUACGACUUCAGUAAACAGGGGCGUGGCAUGCUUGUCUUCUACUCACUGAAGAAGUCUGCCUUCCCAGAGUACAUCUACCCCACCACCUCUGGCGUCUUGUGCCUUGACAUACAUGAGCAGCAUUCCUAUCUGGUAGUGGUCGGCUUCUAUGAUGGCUGUGUGGCUGUCUACAACUUGCAGGAGGAGGGACUGGAGCCUGUGUAUAAGAGCACAGCCAAGACUGGCAAGCACACUGACCCCGUCUGGCAGGUGUGCUGGCAGAAUGAUGACUUGGACAGUAACCACAAUUUCUAUUCUGUGUCAUCUGAUGGCCGAGUUGUGUCCUGGACACUUGUCAAGAAUGAGCUGGUCUUUACAGACAUUAUCAGACUGUCAGUGAAUGGUGCUGUCUCUGAGGGGCCAGAGGAUGCACAGCAGCCCUGCAUUGCCAGUGGAACAUCAUUUGACUUCCAUAAACAGAUCGACUAUCUCUUCUUAGUUGGCACAGAGGAGGGGAAAAUACACAAGUGCUCCAAGACUUACUCAAGCCAGUUUCUGGAGACCUAUAUUGCCCACAGCAUGGCAGUGGAUGCUGUUAAGUGGAACCACUUCCACCCGAAGGUCUUCAUCUCUUGCAGUUCGGACUGGACCGUCAAGAUCUGGGAUCAUACCAUCAACACUCCAAUGUUCACCUUUGACCUGAAUGCAGCUGUUGGUGACGUUGCCUGGUCUCCAUACUCCUCCACUGUAUUUGCAGCUGUCACAACAGAUGGAACAGUUCACGUUUUUGACCUCGACAUCAACAAAUAUGAGGCCAUCUGCCAGCAGCUAGCGGUGGGCAAAAAGAAGACCAAGCUGACUCACAUUGAGUUUAAUCCCAUCCACCCGAUCAUCAUAGUGGGGGAUGACCGAGGAUAUGUCACCAGCCUCAAGCUCUCCCCUAACCUCCGCAAGAAACCUAAGGCCAAGAAGGGACAGGAGCUGCCCAAGGGUCCAGAGGUGGAAGUAGCCAAGAUGGAGAGGCUCCUCAGCCUGCUGAGGGAACCCGAGCAAAGCACAGUUUAGGGCGGCCACUGUGGCUUCUCUCCCCAACGCAACAACAUGAGAAGAACCCACCCAGUGCUCUGAUGCUCAGCUGGACUCAGACGCUGCCUCGGUGUCCCGGGCUCGCUGCCUUUCUCUCUCUUCUCAUCUUCCUGCGAAAAAACACAUGCAGCGGUCUCUCCCUUAAGUGUGAUUCAUUGCUUCAUCUCCACGAGGUUUAGCGAGAGAGGGCCGCUCCAUCACCUCAUUUUUACAGACAAUGCGUAACAAAUGAUUGUGGCUGUGGGGCGGUAAUGAGAAUGCAGCUGCGACAGUUAGUUCAUUAUUGCGGUAAUGGGGAGCAUACUGCAGGGUUGGUCAAAUAACUGUUUGUUCUGCUGUUUCUCACUUUUGUUUGUGUUGUAUUUUCAUAGAUUGCUGUUGCAGCAUUUAUGAGUUCAGGGUUUGGUGGCCGGUUAGGGGCAUGGCAAAGGACACGACUGUAAUAUUGUAAAAUUAAACCCUUGUAUACAAUAACUUUUAUGUUUUGUCAAUAUGUGAGUUCCAGGAGCCAGGUGUUUAUGUGUCUUUUUCUAUUGUUUUCCCUUGUUCAUUGAUCCUGGCAGUCAAUUCCAACAGUUUGUCUUAACGUUGUCAAAUGUUGUCAUAUGAUAGUUUCUCUAGAGCCAAUCAAUCUUGUUCCAUAGAAUAUAUUUGUGAUUGCAACACUUUUUUUGAAUUAUUCUGAUUAUUCUGAAGUUUGUGUCCCUAGAAAAAUUAGCCGAUCGAGAUGUAAACUGGUGCUGUGUAGGGAAACAUUUUUGGUCCAAUACUGCAAAACUUACAUUUACUGUUAUCAGCUGAUGAUGAAAUUACAGCUGCUUUCACUGCCUUAGCAAGCACAGCAUCUGCACACUCUGAAACAGUCGGUGGCAAUAUGCAUCUUUUAUGGUUGUUUUGCAAUUCUGACAAUAAACAUGGAAGGAAGGAGGAGAGCGCA